Messenger RNA from Cicer arietinum (chickpea), 972 nucleotides. NCBI's taxonomy places the organism in Eukaryota, Viridiplantae, Streptophyta, Magnoliopsida, Fabales, Fabaceae. The record is from RefSeq and is a predicted model, not a curated record.
AUGGCUGAUGCUGGUCUGAUAUUUGCAUUUGUUAAAAGAUGGCACAGGGAGACUAACUCAUUUCAUUUGCCUUUUGGAGAGAUGUUUAUCUUGUUAGACGACGUCGCGACUCUUCUUCACAUCUCACCCCAUGGUAAAUUUUUUGAUGCAUCUGUGAAUAUGAACACUAAUAAUGCUGCAAUAGUUGCACAUGAAUACUUAGGUGCAACAUGGGAGAAAACACUAGUUGAGAUUAAUUAUAAUAAAUGUCCCCAAUAUAGAUUGCAAUGGUUGUGUGAUUUAUAUAGUCGUCUCAUUCGAACAAACCAAUUUGAGUGUGCGACUAGAACGUAUAUGUUGCAUUUAGUUGACAGCCCUAUUUUCGCCGAUAAAACACAUACGCGUGUGGAGGCGAAAUACAUUAGUUUAUUUAUUGAUUUAGAUCGUUGUCAGGAAUAUUCGUGGGCUACCGCGAUAUUGGUUUUCCUUUAUGACAAUUUGGGAGAUGGAGCUGUCCACGACACUCGACAGUUGGGAGGCGGAUUGAUGACAUAUCAUCGGAGAAUUGACGCCUUGUUGCUCAAGGAUGUAGUGUUUACACCAUAUGAUGAUGAUCGAGCUAAUCAUCCAUUUGUAUCGAUUUUGACAUUCUCUGAAUACCUUCGAUGUGGUGGAGUAUCAGUCCCAUAUUUGCCGGAGCGGUGUCUUCGACAGUUUGGUCGUAUUCAGUGUGAUGUUCCUCCGGUCACUGCAGACUACUAUGCAUGGUACAUAAGUGUUUCACAUCCUUUGAUCCUCCCCCCAUCUACUGUUGCACCUUCGAGUCGACCUACUGUUGUAGCACAUGGUCCAUCAUCUUCUGUACAUGCUGGUCCAUCAUCGACACAAGACCGUAGAGCAGCUGAGCUUGUACGUAGGGCCAUAAAUUUGGUAGCUCCAUUUAGUGAACUUCAUGACAUAUUACAUGAGUUAAGCCUAUUGUACGACGAUUAG